Molecule: messenger RNA, 1299 nt
Organism: Brassica oleracea var. oleracea
Lineage: Eukaryota; Viridiplantae; Streptophyta; Magnoliopsida; Brassicales; Brassicaceae
Exons: 3
Coding region: 1-1299 (432 amino acids)
Source: RefSeq, a predicted model, not a curated record
AUGAAGCAGAAAGCUAUCAGCUGGAACACGAGGUUCCUCUCCACUGCAGGGAAAGCUACAAUGCUCCAGUCUAUCCUGUCGCCCACUCCUACUUUCUCCAUGUCAUGUUUCAAGCUGCCUGCAUUACUCGCCAAAAUAGUCUGGAGACUGAUCACUAAGCCAAACUGUCUACUGGCUCGCGUUCUCCUGGGAAACUACUGCACCAAAACAUCCCUGCUCAAGGUUCCUUCUAGCCCGUCUUCGUCACAUGGAUGGAAAGGAGUAUUGUGGGGCAGAGACCUACUCUUGAACCACCUGGGCAAAGCCAUAGGAAAUGGAGAAUCAACAAGGGUGUGGGCUGACUCCUGGGUUAGUCCUACAGUAGACAUCAAACCGUUAGGACCAAUUCAGUUAAAAGACCAAGACCUACUUGUCUCUGAUCUUCUCUCACGGGAAACAAAGGAAUGGAACAAGCAUCUGGUGGAAAACACUUUACCUCACCUAGCGGAGCUCAUCCUCUCCAUAAGGCCCAACAUUCUUGGAACUGAAGAUUCCUUCAUUUGGACGCAACACCCCUCAGGCAUCUAUUCUGCGAAAUCAGGGUAUUACUCCUUUAUUCUCUCAAAGAUCCAGUCGACAAGUGAUCUUAUGAUUAGAGAUACCUGGAAUUGGGAAAAGAACAUUUGGUGUCCUCCGCUCCUCCCUAAAAUCAAGUUCUUUCUCUGGAAAUGCGCUAGAAACGCGCUACUGACGAGGGACGAUCUCCAACGCAGGAACAUAACUACUGAUGCUUCGUGUCUACGCUGCGCCUCAUGCCUUGGUCAGCCUUCAUUGAUUCAACCACAUGAACCUCUUUCAAAGGAGGAACUAGCGUCAUCCCGAUCGCGAAUCAUCCUCUCACCCGUAGGAAUCAUCUCUAAUCUGUUCCCAUGGAUCGUCUGGAACAUCUGGAUCUCCCGUAAUCACCUCUUCUUUGAGAAAAAAGCAACGUCACCACAUGAAGUAAUCAUUAAGGCUACUACAGCCUGCAAGGAGUGGGAAUGUGCUCAGAACAAACAGAUCAUACCAGCGCAGCAAAAAAACCCUUAUCUCCCGCCACCACAACCACUGGCUGAUACCGUCAUGUGUUAUACAGACGCAGCUUGGAAAUCGAAUCUCAGAGCGGUCGGCCUUGCAUGGAUCUUCACCGAUCACAACAGCACAGAGAUUUCUAGAGGAUCUUGCUACCAAGACAACGUUUCAUCUCCCCUCCUAGCAGAAGUUCUAGCAAUCCGAUCUGUGCUCACCCAAGCUGCUUCCCUCAACCUCAACCAAAUCUAG